Colletes gigas is the source of this 1536-nucleotide messenger RNA. Its product is annotated as tektin-3-like. The record is from RefSeq and is a predicted model, not a curated record. Lineage: Eukaryota; Metazoa; Arthropoda; Insecta; Hymenoptera; Colletidae. Gene Ontology annotation, biological process: cilium movement involved in cell motility; cilium assembly. Gene Ontology annotation, cellular component: microtubule cytoskeleton; nucleus. Bases 1 to 1536 code for a protein of 511 amino acids. The transcript is spliced from 9 exons.
AUGGAUAGUAACAAAAUGGAGAAGACGAGAGAAACUGUUAUGUAUUCGCAACUCCAACCAUGGAGUACAGUGGGAGUAUUGCCUUGUAUGGAACAAAUUGCUGGACCACCAAUUCCGAUCAGGGUUGGAGAAUUUUAUAAAACGCCAAAACCGCAUCCGUGGCGUCCUACUUUGGGAUAUGAAAUUGUAGAAGCAUUUUCUUUGCCUGCACAACCUGUGACGAACUUGUUGUCAGAUACUUGUUACAUGCCAAAUGGAAUGGCUACGGAAUCGUUGCGAUUUCCAAAUUUAGUGACCGGUUUCGAUCGAAAUCCGGCUCACGCAGCUCGAGCUGCACUCUUCACAAGAUACGGUCCGUACGAAUGGGUACAAAACCAACUGAAGCUUUACAAUGAGUCGAACAGCAAUAGAAAUUAUUCGGAAAACUUACGGCAGGACACUGUUCGUAUGAUGCGAGAAGCCGACGAGAAAGUACAAAAUGGUCAAACUGAAACAGGCCGUAAAUUAGGAGAAAGAAUUACGGACACCACAUUCUGGAGAAACGAGGUGACUUCGGAGUUAGAACGAUUGAUAAUUGAAAAUAAAAAGAUGCAGGAGUGCCGUCGAGGCUUACAAACGACAAUACAAAGCUUAGAAGGACAAUUGCACAUAGCGCAAGAAUGUUUAUAUUAUCGAGAAGCUAGGACAGGUUCCGACUUGGUUCACGAUCAAGUUGAACAUGCUCUCCUAAAAGAGGUGGAGGUGAUCAGGAAUUGUCAAAAUAAAUUGGAACACUUUACUGAUAAAUGUGUUAAUCAACUUACAAAUAGUAGAGCUGUGCAAAAUCAAUUAGAGAUCGACAUAAAAAAUAAAGAAACUGCUCUUGGAAUUGAUAUAACGUGUCACCAAAUGAAUAAUUUCAGUCGCGGCUUAAAGUAUUAUGGUGGUAUUGAAAAAUAUGAUAAUAGCGUCACGCAAGCAGAGUCAUGGGCCGAAGCUUCCAAUAACGUUGUAAAAAAAUCACAGACGGAAAGGUCAAAAUCUAGUAAACUGCAAAGCGAUAUUGAAAUAGCUAUAAACGCGGUUGGACAUGAAAUGUGGGAGGCAUGGGGCAAUACGAACAAUGCAUUGGCCAGAAGGGCCGCUGAGAUGCUUGAAGCGAAAGAAAAAUUACAAAUACAUUUACAUAAAAUUCAACAAGAAAUCUUUGAGAUUGAAAAAAAUUUACAAUUGAUGCAAAAAGCCAUUGCAGAUAAAAGUUCUGCUUUGAAAGUGGCACACACCCGUCUUGAAGGUAGAACACAUCGACCGGAAGCAGAAUUAUGUAAAGAUUAUGCUCAAAUCAGAAUGAUACAGGAAGUAGAAACUAUAAAUUCAAUGAUAAAUGAUAUGAAUUUGAAGUUACAAAGAUUCGAAGCACAACAUCAGCAACUAUUAUGUACUAGAUCUAAUUUGGAGACAGAUCUAAAAUCCAAAGUCGAUGCAUUAUUUAUUGAUAGAGAAAAAUGCAUGAGUAUGCGAAGAAGUUAUCCAAUCGCAUCGGUUAUUAAGUUUUAA